AUGCCUUUUGGCGAUCCACCCGACUACGUGCACUUGAGGACCAACGAAAGUCAAAUGCAGCUCAUUACAAUGGGAGAACAACCUGAAACGCCCAGUGGUUCACCUUGUUUCAACGCUCCUUCCACGCGGGAAGAACCGGCAACAGUGGUAUUCAUCCCUGGCAAAGUGAGUCUUCAGAUUUCGCUUUCAAUUUUCAAUUAA
Cooperia oncophora is the source of this 201-nucleotide messenger RNA. Lineage: Eukaryota; Metazoa; Nematoda; Chromadorea; Rhabditida; Trichostrongylidae. The record is from the annotation of a GenBank genome assembly.